AUGUCUACUCCAGAUGUAUCGCUUGGUCAGGUUAGACCAGAUACCUCUGAGAAUGGGUCGAAUAGGCUCGAACGCGAAAAGCCCUCCGCUGAAUUCCCUGAAGGUGGCGCUCGAGCUUGGAUGGUGGUUUUGGGUGCAUUCUGUGUGUCAUUUUCAACUUUCGGAUACAUGAACGCUUUUGGGGUCUACCAAGAUUACUACGCCAAACACUACCUGUCCAACGAAACUUCAUCCAAUAUUUCUUGGAUUGGGUCUGUUCAGAUCUGCUUUCUGUUUUCUGGUAGCCUUAUUGGUGGGCCAUUGUUCGACCGCUACGGUGCUUCGAUCAUUCAUGUCCCUGCGAUCGCUGUCGUAUUGUCGGUGAUGACGACAUCCUUGUGCAAGAGAUACUACCAAUUCAUGUUUGUCCAGGGAAUCUUAGGUGGAAUCGCUUCUGGCAUGUUAUUCGCUCCUGUCAUGACAUGUGUGAGCCACUACUUUCAUAAACGACGUGCUGCAGCUCUCGGCAUGACGGUAUCCGGGUCAUCCAUCGGCGGAGUCAUAUUCCCUAUUGCCUUGAGCAAAAUGCUGGCAAACGAAUCCCUAGGAUUCGGCUGGUCCGUCCGCAUUGUGGGAUUCAUUAUCUUGUUCAUGUUAUUGAUAGCAAUGGCAACCGUACGAGAACGACUUCCCCCUCGCCAGGGUAAAGUCCUCUUACCAUCAGCUUUUACUCGCGCUCCUUACACUCUUGUCACGCUUGGGAUUUCGUUCAUGAUGUGGGGGCUUUUCACUCCGUUCUUCUAUCUCCCGCAAAAUGCGCAUUCUCACGGCAUGGAUUCGCAGCUUUCUUCUUAUCUUUUGUCUAUUCUUAAUGCCGCCUCGGUCUUUGGCAGAAUCCUGCCGGGUCUGGUUGCAGAUGAGAUCGGUCGGUUCAACAUCCUGAUCCUCAACAGUCUUUGUACGGGGGUUCUACUUUUGUGUUGGAUCGGGAUCACUUCAAACACAUCAAUCAUUGUAUUUGCAGUUCUGUAUGGCUUCUUUUCUGGCGGAAUUGUUUCUCUCAUGUCUCCUUGCAUCGCCCAAGUGACCCCAAGUCCGGACCAGAUUGGCGCUCAUCUUGGCAUGUCCAUGGCAGUCGUUGGUAUUGCCGGUCUGACUGGAACUCCGAUAUGCGGUGCUUUGCUUGAGAGGUACGGAGUGUAUACACAGCCCGCGAUUUUCAGCGGUGUGGUGAUGUUGGCCGGAGUUGUCCUUGUCGUUGUGGCGAGGUUGUAUCUACAGGGAAAGGUUCUGGCAGUUAUGUGA
Talaromyces stipitatus ATCC 10500 is the source of this 1284-nucleotide messenger RNA. Its product is annotated as monocarboxylate transporter, putative. Gene Ontology annotation, cellular component: fungal-type vacuole membrane. The transcript is spliced from 3 exons. NCBI's taxonomy places the organism in Eukaryota, Fungi, Ascomycota, Eurotiomycetes, Eurotiales, Trichocomaceae. Gene Ontology annotation, biological process: transmembrane transport. The record is from RefSeq and is a predicted model, not a curated record. Gene Ontology annotation, molecular function: transmembrane transporter activity. The coding region runs from base 1 to 1284 and encodes 427 amino acids.